AAAACAGCCAAUAUACAGAUGCCGCCAGGCGGCGAACGUACACGUGCGACGGUUUUUUUUCCCUUUUUUUUUCCUCGCGGCUGCAAUGUCCAAGAGGCCGUCGCGAAGCGAAGCCCUCGACGACAUCUCCGUCUGGGACACGGAGGAGGUGCUGUGCCUGCUGCGCAAGAACGGACUGGAGGAAUGUUGCAACGCGGUGGCGAAACGGCAAAUCGACGGUGAUGAGUUGCUACACUUGACGGAUGGGAAGCUGGCUCUCUGGAAGAGUGACCUCACGCGUCCGCUGAUAGGAAAAUUAUGGACUUUUGUGCAAGAACUGAACAAGUCUCCGGAAAAAUAUCUACCAAAUAAAAUUACAGAAGUGCAACAGAACGAUGAUCACUUGAGCGACAGCGGUUCCUGGGGAACUGAUUUCGACGAUGAGGCGCCAGAAGAAAAUAAUUCCUUGAGCGAUAGGCAAGAGAUUAUAAAACCGAGUCUGAUCAAGAACAAACAGAUUCUGUUUUCGCAGAAUAAUAGGAUACCGAUUAGUAGGAUACCGACGCGAUCGUCGAAGAAAAUAGCAAAACCGAAAGAGGAAGAGACUUAUGCCAAUUGCGAAUCUUCCUGUGAAGACAAAGAGGAAAAUAUGUAUGCGAAUUUCCAGGAGAUGAAGUUACCGUCGACAAGAAAUAUCUCGAGGUUACACAGCCAGAUAGAGAAAACUUUAGCCGAGAAACUGAAGGAGGAGUUAAAGCGCAGAAAUGACCAGCCGGCGAAGAAACCGGCGAUUUGUCCGAAACCGGAGGCAUUGCCGUCGCGGAAAAUCCCGAUGACGGCUUCUGGCAAAGGACUUCCGCAGAAAUCCUUUCUGCAUAAUGCGCCGAAGACACACCAAUACAUUCCUAAUGAUCAAAGCAAAGCGCAAAGAAGAAUGGCCGUGCCACCGCCGCCGGAGCCCAAGAAAAACAAGGACUACACCUCCGUGGAAAUCAAGAAAGGAUUCGACAAGGAAUUACCGAAACCACCGCCAGCCACCAUAAGAAAUUUUGAUCUUGUGGCGAAUUUGCCGGCGCGAACGGAGGAGAGCGAGGACGAGUAUGAAACAUUCGACGAGAACAUCAUCGAGCAAGUACAACAGAAGAGCGAGAUCUCGCGGGUCGAUAGCAAGCAGUCGUUGCACAGCGGUCGUCAGGGAUCAGUGGAGAGUGUUUAUAAACCGCCUAGCGCCGCGAGCCACGAGGAAGAGGAGGAGGAUUACGAGAUUUAUGAGUCUAUUACGGAAACGCCGGAAGAUAAUGGUUACUUGAGCCCCAUUCAAAGGACAAACGAUGCUCAACAAGAACCGCCUCCCUUACCCGCUAAACUGUCGCCGACCCCACCGCCUUCGACUUUUCCUAGUAAAACCAGAUCGGAGGAGCACAAAGACGUACUCGCGAUCCGCCGAAGAAUACGUGACGAAUUCGCGAUAAUGGCAAGUUUAAUGAGCGAUACGAAGCGGAAUAUGUCGCUCAAUACAGCGGUACGCCGGCAAGCAAGUCUCUCGGAAUGUUUAACACAGGCGGCCCUUACGCAAGCUCGACUUAAUUUAGCAAAACGAUCACCGGAUAAAAAAUCAGCCACAUUACCUCAUGCCGGCAGUAAUACUUCGCUGUCAACCGAAAGAGCCACGCGACCGCUACCGCCGCCGCCCGACAAACAAUCUUUUGUAGAUAAACCAUGGUACCAUAAUAUAACGAGGGAACAGGCGGCUAUACUCAUCAAAGAACAAGGUACUUACAGUAACCCACAAGAUGGAUAUUUUUUAUUGAGACCAUCGACGACGAACGUUGGCAAUCCCUUAGCCUUGGUCCUUUGGUAUAAGGACAGGGUUUAUAAUGUUCCAGUUAGGAAGAGAACCGACAAUAGAUAUGCACUGGGCACCGCAAAAGUGAACGAGCUGUCUUUUUCGACAAUCGAUGAGAUCGUGGCGUUUUAUAUGAAGGAGGAACUGAUGCUGUACAGCAGCGGUAUGCAAAUCGGGAGCACGAAAUUGACUGAGACUCCACCAAAGUAAUUUUCGCUAUGAUCAAUCCUACUGUAAAUGAGAAAAAAAAUAUUUGUCAAUAAUUUCGAUGUAUAUAAGAAUUUUACGUGACAUGUAUCAAUACUGCCGAGCAAACAUUUUUGCUAGACAUUGUAACAGUAUCCAAAUGCGUAGGUAGGUAGAUUAAUGGACUGACGAACAAAAUUUUAAACAGUGCCUUUUUGGUGUCUUCAUAUAUUUAAAACAAUAUGUGUAUAUUUAAAUCGAUUGUAAUCGCAUUUUGCGCAAGACAUUAUUACUCUCUUUGCUAAGACAAAUUUUCCGAUUCGAUCUCUGUUUGUCUACAAUUCAUUUUCAAAUUUAUUAUAUGUGCCUUCUUGAUAAAGUGAUAUAAGUAAGCUCGAUUAUUGAGCAGCGGAUCUCUCUCUUAUGGAAUGUAUUAUAUACAUAUUUUUUAAUAUAUAUAAAUAUAUAUGUAUAUAUAUCUUGAUCUUUUUUACUAACGUAGAAAAUAUAUUUAUGGCUGAUUUAUACUUCUGAGAGAAUGAUCUUAUAUGAAGAUAGAAUCUUAUAGAAUAUAGAGAAUAUUUCUUUAAGCAGAGAUCCUAUUGUGUAUUUUGUUUAUCUCUCGUAUCAGUAUUUAUGUAUUUUUAUCCACAAAAAUUGUAGUUAAUGUAUCGUUCUUUAAUCUAUGACAUCAAAGUGAUUAGUAAUCCAGCAUUUGUGUUGGUUAUUUUUAUGAGCCUCUUGGCUCAUCAAAGGAUCAAUGUGAUGACAUAUGUGCAUAUAUCGCAAGACUUAAUUAAAUUUUUUUUUUAGGAAACAAGAUUUGUUUUUUUUUUAUACAUACACGCCCAUGAAUGAAAUACGCAAUAUUAUGCGUCUUAUCGCUUUCUUCUUAUGUGACUGUUUAUAUUUCUCGUCGUACUGUUCUCCUCCCUCCCCGCUGUGUUAAUCAAGUUCACGCUCGAUCCAAUUUUGUAAACAUGAAUCAUUACGCGCACACACAUCUCGAUAUCACGGUUAUCUUACACGUUGAGAAAAAUAGAAAUGAUAAUGUUGACUGACCAGCCGGCUAAAUUGAUAAAUGAUUUCCGAAGUAACCGCGACGUCUCUUACAAUAAUGAUAUAUGCGAAUUCGAUCUCUGUGCAAUGUGAAGCAAUUUUACGAUCGAUUGAUUUUAGAUUUUUUGUGGAAUAUGCAUAUUGUGUUCUCGCGACAAUGCAUGUAAUUAUAUAUAUGGAUGCCUGUGAACUUUGAAUCAAACUAUUAAUUGAUAAAAGUAAAAUCGAACAUUCUUUGCGCAAUGAUACUGUAUAUUAUGAGUUUGUCAGUAUACUUUUCUUGUUUUGCAUUUUAAUGCUGUCUUCGACAGUAUAUAA
Formica exsecta is the source of this 3388-nucleotide messenger RNA. Its product is annotated as B-cell linker protein-like. The record is from RefSeq and is a predicted model, not a curated record. The coding region runs from base 86 to 2035 and encodes 649 amino acids. The transcript has 10 exons. Gene Ontology annotation, biological process: intracellular signal transduction; cell surface receptor protein tyrosine kinase signaling pathway. Lineage: Eukaryota; Metazoa; Arthropoda; Insecta; Hymenoptera; Formicidae.